Pundamilia nyererei is the source of this 1228-nucleotide messenger RNA. RefSeq names its product F11 receptor, tandem duplicate 1 (gene f11r.1). NCBI's taxonomy places the organism in Eukaryota, Metazoa, Chordata, Actinopteri, Cichliformes, Cichlidae. The record is from RefSeq and is a predicted model, not a curated record. Bases 226 to 1122 code for a protein of 298 amino acids. The transcript is spliced from 10 exons. Gene Ontology annotation, cellular component: bicellular tight junction. Gene Ontology annotation, biological process: intestinal absorption; cell adhesion; establishment of endothelial intestinal barrier.
AGGAUCUUAUUACCGGAAGUUAGGUGUUUGUAGUCACCUGCGCUGAUUCUUUAGGUAACAAGAGGUGUUUACUCGAGCUGGAAACGUCGAAAUAAGAGAAACAGGAGUCGGUGAAACGGAGACCAUUCGUUCUUUAUUCGACACAAAGAAGAUUUUUGCGUACUUUUGGCUUGUUUUACUCGAGAAUUUUUAAAGGAGAACGCCAUAAUAAACAAGAAACCCGACAUGACUGUGAGAGGAGUCCUUUGGCUGCUUUUGUUCUCUGGCGCAGCAAUAGGUGUAAGUGGAUAUUCGGUCACUACUUCAAAGGCAAAUGUACGAGCGGAAGAGAACACAGAUGUGGAUUUGACAUGCUCAUUUUCAGGAGACUUUGGUUCAAACAUUUUACUUAGAUGGAAGUUUAAGGACCGAAAAGGCUCUCAGGUGUUUGUGGUUCACGAUGGGAAACCAACAGCGCCGUAUGCUGACCGUUUGAAUGUGUAUGGUGGUAGCAAUCUGAGAUUCUCCAAAGUCACUCGUAAAGAUACUGGAGUGUACACCUGUGAGAUAACCAGCGCUGACAAAACCCAAGUUGGGGAAACAGAGGUGACUCUGACUGUUCUGGUGCCUCCAUCUGUGCCAUUUUGUAAAGUCCCCUCAUCGGUAACAACGGGCAGCACAGCCAUCCUGUCUUGCUUUGAUGAAAGCGCUUCACCGCGCCCCACAUACAAGUGGUACAAAAACAACGUUCUUCUGCCUGAUAACCCUAGUAACGUUGCUGGCUUCAAAAACGCCACCUACAAGUUGAAUUCAACCAGUGGCGAACUGAAAUUUCCUGCUGCAGCCAAGACUGAUACAGCUGACUACUACUGUGAGUCUCUCAACGAUGCUGGCCCUGCUCAGAAAUGUAGAGCUAUGAAGAUGGAAGUUCGCGACCUAAACACCGGAGGAAUUGUUGCUGGUGUAAUAGUGGCUCUGCUGCUUGUGGCCCUACUGAUAUUUGCCGUUUGGUUUGCCAAAAAGAAAGGAUAUCUGCCUGCAAAGAAAGAAAGCAGUUCAAAGAUGAACCAGUCUUACCAAGCAGCACCUAGUGGUGGUGGUGAUGAUGCGGAUUUCACACAGAAGUCAUCAUUUGUGGUAUAGUGUACGAGCAGCAGUGGCGACAGCAAGCGCUCUAAACGAGAUGUCUCUUAAGUGUGUGGUUUUCCAGGAGUUUGAAAGUUUGUACAAUGCAGUUUUUAUAGACCAU